Messenger RNA from Mercurialis annua (annual mercury), 1167 nucleotides. RefSeq lists its product as uncharacterized. The record is from RefSeq and is a predicted model, not a curated record. Bases 121 to 768 code for a protein of 215 amino acids. The transcript is spliced from 6 exons. Lineage: Eukaryota; Viridiplantae; Streptophyta; Magnoliopsida; Malpighiales; Euphorbiaceae.
UACGCCUCCAGGUUGAUUUGAUACGUUGCCCCAAGUCAUCCUGCUCCGCUUCUUCGCUUCUCAAAAAUAAAAUCAGCGAAACCCUAACCAUUUGAAGAAGAAGAGCACGUAAUAAAAAAAAUGGUGUUCUACUUCAAAGCCAGACCAGAGGUAGGAGAUUACACCAUUUUUAUGGGUCUCGAUAAGUACGAGAAUGAAGAACUUAUUAGAUAUGGCUUCCCUGAAGAUAUUUGGUUUCACGUGGAUAAAAUGUCGUCUGCACAUGUUUAUCUAAGACUUAACAAAGGCCAGACAAUUGAUGAUAUAAGUGAAGGCUUGCUUGAGGAUUGUGCUCAGCUUGUCAAAGCUAAUUCAAUCCAAGGAAACAAAGUGAACAGCAUUGAUGUUGUUUACACUCCAUGGGCCAAUUUAAAGAAAACUGCUUCCAUGGAUGUUGGUCAAGUUGGUUUCCAUAAUCCAAAGAUGGUUCGAACUGUGAGAGUGGACAAGCGGAUCAAUGAGGUAGUUAAUAGAUUGAACAGAACAAAAGUUGAAAGAAAGCCUGAUUUGAAAGCUGAGAGAGAGGCAGUCAAUGCUGCAGAAAGAGCAGAGAGAAAGGUGCUGCUGAGAGAUAAAAAACGUCGAGAGGAACUGGAUAGGCUUGAAAAGGAGAAACAGGCAGAAGUAAGGAGCUACAAAGGUUUGAUGGUGUCUGAAAAGAUGACAUCUAACAAGCAGAUUGCCUCUGAAAGUAAGUCGUUGCAGGAGCUGGAAGAUGAUUUUAUGUAAAGCACCAACGUUGUGCGAAAUUUGGUGCUCCUUGAAGGAAAGGAGAGAGUCUAUCUCUGUCAUUCAGUUUGUAACUCUAGACAAGAAGUUGUUCUCCCUUGUACAAAUAAUAUCACCUCAAAUUCAUGCCUGCAGUUCUACGAUAUUGGUAAGAAAAAUUCAGAAAAGAAAUGUCUAAUGCCCGCGCAAAAGGGAGUGAGUGGACUGGGUGAAAUGACUUUUUUUUUACAGUUGCCGUAAAUUUAAUCCAAUGUUGUCGAUGAUGAUGAUGAUGAUGAUGCUGAUGAUAAAUAUGAUUGGAACUUGAUCAUUGAUGUGUGGUACAAUCCUGUUUUUGCAAUUACAGUAAGGCGUAGUGCUCCGAUAUCAGAAUUUGAGCUUUCUGAUGUCUAUUCUUUA